UACUCAGUCUCUCUGUAACCACGAUUUUGAUCACUCAAGCGAUCUUAUCCAAAAAUUUGUAACAGAAUAUCCAAAAUCUCUAGAAAUACGGAAUAUUUCCUUUGUCGAGUGUGACCCUGACUGUUGAUGAGAUUUUAAUAAUAUUGUUAUUAGUUACGAUAAACUUUAUUUAUAAUUAAAUAUAAUUUUAUAGACUAUUCCUCGAAGUGAUCGCUCAUAGUGAAUACGUAAUUAUUUUAAUAACAGUAUUUUAAAAUGACAGAAAUAAAAAGUGUAAAUAGGAACGGAACAGCAUUGAACGUAAUUUUUGACAAUGGAUACGAUUUAACAUUCGAAAGUUGCUGGUUGAGGGAUCACUGCAGGUGCCACGAGUGUUACGAUCCAAAAACAAAUCUAAGGACUGCCCACAUUUUGGAUAUUCCUGAAGCUGAUAUUGAUGAAGCCGUGUGCAAGGAUAGGAAACUUAUAAUAAAAUGGUCAGACAGCCACGUAUCGAGUUACGAUGGAGACUUCUUAUCAGAAUUCAAUUACGAAACGUGGAGCAAGAGUCGGAGGAGUUCACCGAAACUCUGGCGGGGCGAUGAUAUCGUAAACAAAGUCGCUAAGGUCGCGGUCAAGAAAUUUCUUAACACUACUGAUGGAGCCUCAGCUGUAUUCCAGUCUUUACUGGAUUAUGGAGUGGCGUUUAUAGAAGAUGUCGAACCAAGUUUAGCAGCUACGGAAGUAGUGUGCAAGGCAUUAGGAGGAGUUCAGCAUACAUUAUUUGGUGGUAUGUGGGAGAUUAGCCCGGAACCAGGAAAUAAUGAUACAGCCUAUAUGAGUGUGGGACUACCACAGCACACAGAUCUUUCGUCCUUCACUGAGCCAGCUGGGCUUCAAGUAUUUCACUGUUUACGACACGAUGGUUCUGGUGGAGAGAGCGUUAUCUCAGAUGGAUUUUAUGCAGCAAUGAAAUUGAAGGAAGAAAAUCCUAAAGAUUUCGCUUUCCUGACCACAUUCAAGGCGGAGGCGGAUUACCAGUUCGAUGGUCAUUAUUUUAGACACGCUGCACCGAUGAUUGAACUGGAUCAAUAUAAUGAUGUUCGUCUAGUAAGAUUCAAUACGCAUGACCGAUCUUCUAUGGCAUUUGAAAGUGGCGAGCAGUGCAAAAAUUAUUACCGGGCAAUCAGGAACUUCGCUAAGCAUAUUGAAAAUAAAGAAAAUCUAUGGACAUUUAAAUUAAAACCAGGACUGAUCAUGGUCUUCGAUAACUUCAGGGCUUUUCACGGGAGAACUGAGUUUACAGGAAUGAGAGUUAUAGUUGGCAGUUACGUAUCACGUACUGAUUGGCUUGACAAAGCUCGAAGCUUCAAGCUUAUUCCGUAGUUAACUGUAUAAAUAUCUUGUGCCUAUUUUUUAUAUUGCAUGUGAAAAUUGGCUUACUAUUUAGUGUUUAAAGAACUUUAUUUUUCAAUACAAAAAAUAUAUUUUAUUUACAUAAGAACCCUAAUAUAUACUUACGAGAUACUCCUAAUUUUAAUCUACUAGACUCAUUCUCAUAUGUAUCUUUAAUGCCCUCUUGAAUUUGUUAAAUGCGCUAAUAUUACGAAUGUUAGAUGAAAAUUGAUUAAAUAGUUGCACAUUAGAUACCCAAUAGAUUCCUUCAAUUAAUUUAGGAAAACUCGCUCGACGAGUAUUGUGUGUAGUGUUGUGUUUGAAUUUUUUGAAUGAUAAGCUACUAUGGAGAGAAUUAUUUAAAAAAAAAUAAUUAAGAAACAGGUGCUAUAAACAUGUAGUUGUUUACACAUAAUUUUUGUUUCUUGGUAGAUUUUGUUAGUAUGUUAAGUGUGUUAAUUUUUUUUAAAGGAAGUGUUAAAAAGGAAUUAAUUUUGUAGUGUUAGCAUGUUAGAAAUUUUAUUUUGCACGCUGUACCCCAUAAUUCAAUUAGAUAUACGAAAUUAACUUUGAUAUGCAUCAAUUCUGUCCAGAGUACUUUUUUUAUUCUCAGUCAUAAAGACAAGGAAGUAGUGGCUGUUUGAUACCUUCUAUGUUCCUUGCAUCUUUAUAGCUCGUUAAAUCGACGAAAGUUUAAAUAGUUAUGAAACAAGUUUUUUAAUUGUUAUAAAUUAUACAGAGCAACUGAUGAUAUUAAUUUAACAAAUGUUUGACGUCCAAUAUAACGUGGAGUCAAGAAAGAUAAGAAUAAAGUAAGUCUGUGCCAGUUCUUGGUUCUAAGGCAUGCCGGUUACCUCGCGAUGUUCUUCUUCACCGUAUGAGCGAGUGUUAAAUGCGCACAUAGACAGAAAGUCCAUUGGUGCAUUAAAUGGGCUCGAACCUACGAACUCAGAUAUGAGAAUCACACAUUGAAGCCACUGCUUUGCAAUAUUUGUUUAUUUAAUGUAAACCAUAUGUAAACAUAGGUACUAAGCACUCCUCGUAUAUAGUAAAGGUGCAGAUCCAAUUACAGGGCAACACGGCUUACGCUUAAUUAGACACAUUGAGACUUUUCGCGAACUCCGACAGACAGUCUCUGCACCCGCCUUGAAUAAGCAAGUCACUGACUCGCUUUAACAGCCUCGGCCGGGAUGCGGCUGCAUGCACCCAGGUUUUACACGGUGUGUCCACCCCGAAGACCACAAAAAGUCUGUGGAGUUCUUGACGUACUCAAACAGUGAUACUGUCUUAGCCCAAAUUAGUUCUGGAAUCCCUAAACAACAAAUAUUUGGCGAUAACAUGAAUUACCACAUCUAGGAAGGCACAUAUUGAUGUUUGAUAUAAUUACCGGGCAAUAAUACAAAUUAUUGUCAACUUUAAACAGAAUAGCUGAUCCGCAAUUUAGCUUCGAUGCCAGUCUCAUUAUUUUAAAAUAACCUAUCGUAGUAUGAAUUAGGAUUAUGUAACGUUCGAAUACCACAUCAACCGAAUUGUUCGACUUGAAUCGAUUUGAUUGAUAUAGUAUCGGUAGAAUUCCAAUAAAGGCAAUUUUUAAGGUCGAAGCAUUCCUAAAACAUUUACGAUUUCUUGAACAAAUCCAAGUAACCUAAAUGCUCUAUUUAUCACUAAGAUAAUUCGAAAAACGCUUAACAUGUUACGAUGCAUUCCAAAAGAUGCAAGUACAUCUUAUUAAUAAGCAGUAAGUGGAACACCACUCUGCCUUGCUUAAGCUUCUAUGUAAAAAAAUGAUGCUGGGUAUUUAAAUAUAAUCGAUUAGUAUACCUUUAAAAUUUUAUAAUGUUUAUAGAUAUCAUGUUUUGAAUAUUAUGAUAUUU
Messenger RNA from Pieris brassicae (large cabbage white), 3248 nucleotides. RefSeq names its product trimethyllysine dioxygenase, mitochondrial-like. The record is from RefSeq and is a predicted model, not a curated record. Bases 256 to 1365 code for a protein of 369 amino acids. Gene Ontology annotation, biological process: carnitine biosynthetic process. Gene Ontology annotation, molecular function: trimethyllysine dioxygenase activity; iron ion binding. Lineage: Eukaryota; Metazoa; Arthropoda; Insecta; Lepidoptera; Pieridae. The transcript has 9 exons. Gene Ontology annotation, cellular component: mitochondrion.